AUGGCUACCUUCAACGAGAAGAAGACAUGUGGCCAGCGCAUGGAAGGCUUCAAACGCUUCCUUUGGAAUCCAGAAACAAAGGAAAUUAUGGGGAGGACACCUGGAAACUGGGUUCUCAUCAGCCUGUAUUACGCGGCCUUCUACGUUGUAAUCUGCUUACUGUUUGCCCUGUCCUUGUUUGUGCUGUUAUAUACAACAGACCCAUACAUACCGACUUAUCAAGACAGACUCAAAGCACCAGGUGUGACGAUACAACCACAACCAAAAGAUUUGAGGAUCAACUUUAAUAUUUCAGAUCCAAAGACGUGGCACUGUUACGCCCACGAGCUUCAGCAUUUUCUUUCAGUGUAUAAUCAGUCAGCCCAGGAAAAAACAAACCGCAACUGCACCAGUGGCAACUAUACUUUCCAAGAUGGGUCUGGGAUUGGCCCUAAGUCAAAAUUUGCCUGCCAGUUUACUCGAGACAUGCUGAAGAAUUGCUCUGGACUGGAGGAUCCCACUUUUGGAUACAAAACUGGUCAACCCUGCAUCUUAAUCCGAAUGAACAGGAUUAUCAAUUACUUGCCUGGAAAUGGAACCACCCCAAACGUGACUUGUGCGCAUGCCUAUCCGGAGAAUAUUGGAAAUGUGGUAUUUUAUCCUGAAAAUGGCACCUUUGACCUUUCAUAUUUUCCUUACUAUGGCAGGCAGCCACAGCCAAACUACACCAAUCCAUUGGUUGCAGUAAAAUUCCUGACUCUGAAAAAGGACAACAAAGUUGAAAUUCAAUGCAAGAUUAAUGCGCCGGGAAUGAUCAGUGACAACCCCUAUGAAAAAUUUGAAGGACGGGUCAUCUUUACACUGGAUAUCAAGAAAUGA
Messenger RNA from Amblyraja radiata (thorny skate), 858 nucleotides. RefSeq names its product potassium-transporting ATPase subunit beta. The record is from RefSeq and is a predicted model, not a curated record. Gene Ontology annotation, biological process: sodium ion export across plasma membrane; intracellular potassium ion homeostasis; intracellular sodium ion homeostasis. Gene Ontology annotation, cellular component: sodium:potassium-exchanging ATPase complex. The transcript is spliced from 7 exons. Gene Ontology annotation, molecular function: ATPase activator activity. Lineage: Eukaryota; Metazoa; Chordata; Chondrichthyes; Rajiformes; Rajidae. Bases 1 to 858 code for a protein of 285 amino acids.